This is a messenger RNA of Paramisgurnus dabryanus, 5021 nucleotides long. It is a transcript of the gene bcas3, whose product is annotated as BCAS3 microtubule associated cell migration factor. The record is from RefSeq and is a predicted model, not a curated record. Gene Ontology annotation, biological process: response to starvation; autophagy. Lineage: Eukaryota; Metazoa; Chordata; Actinopteri; Cypriniformes; Cobitidae. Gene Ontology annotation, cellular component: cytoplasm. Gene Ontology annotation, molecular function: protein binding.
GCAGCACUGUGUACCGUGGCGUUUUGUAAGAACCUUCGUUGAUCCGAAUUGAAAACAUAAAGCCUUGGCGUUAUGGUGGCAGAUAGCGGUACUGGCUAAGCUAACAGGGAGACUGUGCAGGAUACUGAGUGUUUGGCGAUGGCAUCUGACUCCCCGCGCAGACCGAGCCGCUGUGCUGGUGGGGUUGUGGUUCGAGCACAGGCAGCAACAGAGCAGUCUUACAUGGAAAGUGUAGUGACAUUUUUGCAGGAUGUGGUCCCUCAGGCAUACACUGGGACGCCUCCAAAUGAUGAGAAAGAAAAGAUAGUGUGGGUUCGAUUUGAAAAAGCAGACAUCAAUGAUGUGGCUCGUUUACCUGAGUUUCAGGAGAUGCAUGGCGGCAGCACUGAUCCACCCCUCUGUCUGAUGAUUGGCUACACCGAUGGAAUGCAGAUCUGGAGCAUAUCUCUGAACGGGGAGGCACAGGAGCUGUUCUCGGUUCGGCAUGGGCCUGUACGGACUGCCAGGAUUCUGCCUGCCCCUCAUAUCACUGCAGGUUCACUCAAGACUGACAGCUUCGCUGAGAAACGACCCCUCCUCGGCGUGUGCAAGAGCUUGGGUUCUUCAGGGACAAGUCCCCCUUAUUGUUGUGUUGACCUUUAUUCCCUGAGGACAGGAGAAAUGGUGAAGUCAAUACAGUUUAAAACGCCCAUCUAUGACAUACACUGCAACAAAAGGAUCCUUGUCGUUAGUCUGCAAGAAAAGAUUGCCGCCUUUGACAGCUGCACCUUUACGAAAAAGUUCUUUGUCACUAGUUGCUACCCCUGUCCCGGGCCGAACCUCAACCCUAUAGCCCUGGGAGGCCGGUGGUUGGCCUAUGCGGAGAACAAGCUGAUCCGGUGUCAUCAGUCCCGUGGUGGUGCAUGUGGAGAUAAUGCCCAGUCCUACACUGCCACUGUCAUCAGUGCUGCUAAAACAUUAAAGACAGGCUUGACCAUGGUGGGGAAGGUUGUGACCCAGCUCACUGGUACUCUGCCAUCAGGUGUGCCCGACGAGGAGGGCACUGCUCACAGCGGAACCCGCCGCAGCCCUCACCAACCUGGUGUGGUCACCAUCAUAGACACGCACACUGUAGGAGAAGGACAGGUUCUAGUUAGCGAGGAUUCUGAUGGAGAGGGGGUGAUUGCACAUUUUCCAGCCCAUGAUAAACCUAUAUCCUGCAUGGCGUUUAAUCCAAGCGGUAUGUUGCUGGUGACUGCAGACACACUUGGCCAUGACUUUCAUGUUUUUCAAAUCAUCACCCACCCAUGGGCGUCUUCCCAGAGUGCAGUUCAUCAUCUGUACACACUGCACAGAGGAGAGACUGAAGCUAAGGUGCAGGACAUCUGCUUCAGCCAUGACUGCCGCUGGGUGGUGAUCAGUACUCUUCGAGGAACCUCGCAUGUCUUUCCCAUCAACCCGUACGGCGGAGCGCCGUGCGCGCGAACCCACAUGUCCCCACGCGUGGUCAAUCGCAUGAGCCGUUUCCAGAAGAGCGCCGGCCUGGAGGAGAUCGAGCAGGAGCUGACCAGCAAGCAGGGUGGCCGGUGCAGCCCCAUUCCUGGGCUUUCAAGCAGCCCAUCUGGAUCACCACUACAUGCCAAGCUUACCAAUCAAGAAUCCUUCAACAACUUUACCAACAACAAUAUGGGCAACCCACGCCUGUCUCCGCUACCCAGUUUGACAGUCGUGCUUCCUCUGGCUCAAAUUAAGCAGCCUAUGACCUUGGGCACCAUCACCAAGCGUACCGGCAAAGCCAAGCCGCCUCCUCAGAUCUCACCUAGUAAGUCUAUUGGUGGGGAGUUCUGUGUGGCUGCAGUCUUCGCCUCCUCUCGUUCCUGGUUCAUCACCAACCCCAGCAUGAAAAGAGAGAAAGAUCAGUCUCGCCAGGCGGUCGUUGAAUCGCUCUACAUCCUGAGUUGCUACGGAAACCUGGUGGAGCACGUGCUAGAGCCACGGCCAAUCAGCACGGCGCAAAAGAUAGGCGACGACACGCCCCUCGAGCUGAACACCUGUCCGAGAGCCUGCUGGAAUCUUGCCAGGACACCGCAGUGGAGUGAGCUACAACCACCUUUCAACAGCAAUCACCCCUUGGUGCUGGCCUCAGAUUUUGUGCAGUACUAUCAAUACCUCAUGGCCGGCUUGGUACCACCUGGAAGUCCCGGCCCCAUCACACGGCACGAGUCAUACGACAGCCUUGCAUCUGAUCACAGUGGUCAGGAGGAUGAGGAAUGGCUGUCACAGGUGGAGAUUGUGACUCACACAGGCCCUCACAGAAGGUUGUGGAUGGGCCCUCAGUUUCAGUUCAAAACCAUCCAUCCAUCAGGACAGACCACCGUCAUCUCCUCCAGCUCUUCUGUACUGCAGUCCCAAGGGCCCAGCGACACCCAGCAGCCGCUUCUUGAUUUCGACACAGAUGAUCUGGACCUCCACAGCCUUAGGAUCCAGCCGGUUCGCUCGGAGCCUGUCAGCAUGCCUGGAUCUUCGCGCCUGGUGGCCGAACGCAGAGGCCAAUCCACAGUCAUAGAUGCUGGCUCGGGCACAUUUGACCGCAGUGUCACCCUGCUGGAGGUGUGCGGCAGCUGGCCUGAGAGUUUCGGGCUACGUCACAUGUCCUCUGUGGAAGUCACUGAAGAGGGGCUGAAGGAGAGGCUUGCAGACGCCAUGUCAGAGUCGCCAAGCAGAGACAUCGUGAGCUCUGGGACAGAGUUGCAGAGGGAGGGAAGCAUCGAGACGCUCAGCAAUAGCUCCGGCUCAACCAGUGGAAGCAUUCCCAGGAACUUCGAGGGUUACCGUUCUCCACUCCCCACCAAUGAGAGCCAACCCCUUAGCCUCUACACCACCGUAUUUCCUUAAACCAGCUCUGAUCUCAGACCCAUGAAAGCCUCCCACCUGCCUUUAAACAAUCUCGACAGUAAAACCCGUACCACGGUACCCUAUUAAAAAGGCAACAUCAGCUUGAUAUCUUUAUGAGUUUCUUUUAAUCAAACAGAAAAAGGUUUGAAGAAUUAAGAGGGUGUCAUACAGUCAUUCUCAGAUAAGAUCCCCUAAUUUAAUUUAAUUUUCCCUGGAUAAAAUUUUAAGUGAUGUAGCCACCGUUUCAAAGAGAAGAGAGCUUGCAUAUUAACCUGGACUGGUCUGAUGUACUGUAGAUGGGUCACCACUUUUUCUCAAUGAUGUGUCAUAUUGCUAAUAUUAUUAUCAGUGUCCGGUGUGCGCUGUGCAUCUUUUAUUCUUUGUGUAUGAGUGUUGUGUGUUCAGAUUAGAUGAGUUUAAGCCUAACGUUAUACAGCAUUACACUGAGUCUGACUCUUACAUCAUCAAACUGUUGAUUGCUGCACAAUUGAAACCAUUUCCUUUUUAAGAACACACCUGCCGUAGUGUUUUCAUGUUUAGUAGAAGCGUAUUGUAGUUCAUUAAUGACAUUUGGUUAUGUUUAUGAUCGAAAUGUUGCGUUACGUUAUAGUGUUUUAUUAUUCAACACAUUUGUUCUAUAUAUUUGAUGUUAUUUAGACCAAGUUUAUUACAUUAUGAAUUCAGAAUUCUUUUUUUCGAAGGGAUGUUCGUUUACAGAUGUGUCAUUAUUUGUUUUUUUCCUCGAUGAUGUGUGCAAGGCUGAUAUUAAGCAACAGGGGUCUCGAGGAUCCACAGCACAUUCAUGCAGGUGAUUCAGACGGCUACCCAAACUUUCCUUAAACACAUUAUGGUUUUAUUGAUAUAUCUUUAUGUAUUUUCGUUUUAUUUAGUGAAUUGAAUUAGAAAUUAGAUUAAUAUUAUCUAAACUCAGUUUGAUUGGAUGAAACUUGUUACACAUAAUCACACUGAACUAAAUUCCAGCCAAACUGAUACAAGAGCUGUGAAAGUGCGAAAGGAAAUUAAUGUUAGUUAUUAUUUUGCUGAAAUGUUUAAAUAAGUGCUGUUGACUGACAGCUCACUGCAUGUUGAAAGCCUAAAUAGCUGAGAAAAUGGUAACACUUUAAAAUAAGGUUGUAUUUGUUAACGUUAGUUAUUGCAUUAGCUAACAUGAACUAACAAUGAAUAAUUCUUCAACAGCAUUUAGUGUUAAUUUUGUUAUUAUCUGAUAUAUUUAUAAAAUCAAACUGUUAACAUUAAUUAAUGCAACAUGAACUAACAUAAAUAAGCGUAUUGACUUAACUAGCAUUAACAAGAAGUAAUACAUGCUGAAAACUAUUGUCCAUUGUUUGUUCAUGUUAGUUAAUGCAUUUACUAAUUUGUACUAAUACAAUUGUAAAGUGUUACCGAAAAAAUCUGUCUGUUGUUUACCAUAAUUUACAGUAUAAUAGGCAAAGUUACAGUUGGAAUGAAUUUGGGACUGAAUGCAGUGCAGAUGCGUUGUAUGGAUUAUUUUUUGUAAUAAUCUGAUUAUGAAAUAGAAAUUUAUGCAAGUGUGUGUUUGCUUAAUACAGUAUAUGCAUUUUGACUUUCUCACAAUUCUUUGUUUAUUGAUUGAUAAUGUACCUUCUCUUUUUAAUAAUCUCUUCAGAAUAUAUUUGUCAUAGAGAAAAGGCAUUUGAUUUAUGAAAUAAGAAUCUGAGCAAGAGGCUAAAAUCUAAAUCACUGUAUUUGUACAGUAAAAUGUUUUUCUUUAUAAUAAUUCCAGUCUACAGGUUUCAGGACAUUGGCUGAUAUUUCCUCCAUUGCUGCUUUAUUUCAUCUGUUUAAUUUUUGUAUCAUUAUAAUAUCAUACACAUUUUCCAUGACCAGUUGUGUAUGAAAAAGAUAUUUCUCAACUGCCCCAAAGCUAAUGUUUUAUAAAUAUACUUAUUCAUACAUGUAAAUAUGUUGAUAAAAGUAAUGCUUAGCUCUAACGAAGCAUUAAUUCAGCUCAAAAAAAAACCUCCUGUUCAUUUGGCCUUGUUAUUUUGAAAUAUUUGUACUCAGAUUGUAAUCAGAUUCAUGAAGAAAUUCAUGAGUAGUAAUAUGCAACUUGACCUGACACCCACAGGGCAGACAAAACCACAAACAAAACUAUUGCUGUCACC